Paramacrobiotus metropolitanus is the source of this 1118-nucleotide messenger RNA. RefSeq lists its product as uncharacterized. The record is from RefSeq and is a predicted model, not a curated record. The coding region runs from base 33 to 878 and encodes 281 amino acids. NCBI's taxonomy places the organism in Eukaryota, Metazoa, Tardigrada, Eutardigrada, Parachela, Macrobiotidae. The transcript is spliced from 5 exons.
GGUACGCUUAUGUCACGCUACCCAAGGUGCUGAUGGAGGCGUGGUAUGCGGUGAUGUUGGCCAUGAACUCCGCCAUCGUCACUCUCAGCUUUAUUGCCAUAACGACCAUCGUCUGCAAUUUCAACCGGGCCGCGCAAGAGAUCCUCGAUGGGCUGAACAGCUUGUCCCCGCGUCUUUCCCUCUUAUCUGUCGCGGAAUUAUUACCUCUGGUCAGCCAGUUUGAAAUGCAACUGGAAACAUUAGGCGGCAUCCAUGAAGACAUGGAGACAUCGGUCGGACUGCCGUUGCUUCUGAUCAGCGCGUCGACCUUCUAUUCACUAACCUCCACGGUAGCCCAAAUGAUGGUGGAGACGGACACUCCGCGUCAUCCAUUAUUUUGGGCCUAUUUCGGUGCGCAUAAUUUAUUGCACUUGAGCAUGAUGAUUACCCUUAUCGUACUGGUGGACCGAGCGACAAACAAGAACAACAACAUUGCAAAGAUUUCCCGCCGGUUGUUGGGUGACUGUAUUAGACUGCGGCAGGAAGAGGUUCACAAGCCGACCCAGACAACGGAGGACGAACCGAUGGCUACCGGACAGAGCACAAGUUCGACAACGGAUAAGAGCGUUGCCGCCACCGGAGUGCCGUCGCGCAAAGGUCUACCUUCCGUUAUGAAAAGAGUGGUGACCGCCGCCAAGUCGCAUUGCCACAUGGAGUUUUAUGCUUUCCGUAUGGUCAGCGUGGAACGCGUAAUGAUCAUUACGGUUCUCGGUCUGGUUGCGCUGGCUGCCUUAUUUUUUUGGGAUCGCAGGGAAGGGUUCGCAGGAGGAGGAUGUCCGGCGUUGACCGGAAACCAGACAGGAGUUCAGGCCAACAGCACGGCAACCAUGGAUGUAUAACAUGAUUAAUUUAUUCUUUACACCUUUUACAACGCAUUUGAUGUGGAUUCACCGGAGCACUCCCAUGACAGUCCCAUCAAUGUUUUUUGGAAUUACUAACGGGCUUCUUCAGUAGAAUUAUUUUUCAUUUUUAGCAUUCCUGGCAGUAUUGAGCUUGCAUAUAUAUUGGCACAAAACGUUACACAUAAACUGGAAUUUUAAAUCAGCGCGCCUGUGUUAAACAAAUACCAUGCUUUUUUA